AUGUUAUUUGAUGAGCUUUAUGAGAGCUGUUUUCGAAAUGCAUCACUCGUGAAGGUCCCGAGUGGGAAGCCGGGGAAGGAUGAUGCUUCUUUGCUAGUAACUCUCGAUCAUGUGAUGAGCAACAGCCAGUACAUUGUAUUCUUCCUCACUGCUGGCAUCAAAGGAGCUGAUAUAAGCUUAAAGCUCGACAAUAUGGUACGCAAAAAGAAUGAAAGAGGAGACAAAGACAAAACGCACAGCUCGCCAGCUCGAAUUCGCCGUUUCUUCAACAUGAAGAAAAAGAAGAAGAAUGGAAAUGUCUUCAGUGACCCGACCCUCAUCUCAGUUAUUUUGAUUGACACUAACUAUCGGUCAAACUACGACGAGAGUGGCUGUUCGCAACUCGCCCAACCUGGUUGGUAUGUCUACGCACCACAGCUGCCAGCUACAAAGAGCCGCCUUUUACGAGCCUUAGGCUUCGAAUUUCCGCCGUCAUUAAUCGUUGUCGAUGCAGGAUCACGAACCGUAGUGACUACGGAAGGGCGACGUCUGUUGGCCGAUGAUAUAAAUGGAACGUCGUUUCCUUGGUUUUCUCUUGCUUUUAAGUCUCUUCAAUCGGAAAGCUUGGUUUGUAAUCCAUUGAGAUGCUGGGCACCCAAGAGAGAUUCAAGUGUUAUUCUAAAAGUUCUAUCGUUGAUUAGUAUGUUUUCUUUUGAAGGGUUUUUCCAGUGUCCUCCAUGCCGUCAAUGGGUGAAGCAACUGGUACCCGUAUACGAGAAGAUGAAGGCAGGAGGAAUCUCAUUAGAGAUUGUAUUUUGCUCUUCUGAUCGGACACAAGAAGCAUUUGAUCAAUUCAUCACACAGAUGCCUUGGUACUCAUUCACUUACGACCCAUCUAAAACUAUCGCGCUAACGAGAGUCUUUAAUAUCAGUGGUAUACCAUCCUUGAUUCUUCUCGAUUCCGCUGGGCGUGUUAUAACGAAUCACGGUCGCUCGUCAUUAUUGGAGGAUUCGGAUGGCACUUAUUUCCCCUGGGGGCCUCGUCCGUUGUACGAACUGAAUGAAUUCACAGUUUGUCGCCUGAGAGAUGAGCCAUCACUAAUACUUUUUACAGAAGGUUCGCCGGACGACAUACAGUUUUCCCUGUCUGUGAUGGACACGCUAUCAAAGCGGCUUUUUGAGGAACGGUUAAAGAUUGCAGAGCGUCGUAUCGAAGAGGUUGAAAGGAAAAGCGAUGAGAACUCUGAACCAAGCAGUGGGAUCUCUAAAUCUGCCAGUAGUGAGGAGUGCAGCUCAAUGGGGUCAGAUCUACCGAUACCUCCGCAGGCGGAUCCAUUGCAGCUGCUGUAUACGGGUGAAGAUCCGAUCUGUGAUCAUUUGUGUGUAUGUGAACGACCGGACGUUUCGGAAGCAGUAUUAAAUGAGUUUGUUGGUGAAUAUCGUGCUGGACGACUACAGUGGGUACCACUGCCAGUGACUACUGAAAGUGCGGCGAAGUCCGUUGGCGGCAUACCGAGUUCGGUCAUUGAGCAAGCGCUGGUCAGUAAUUCCCCGUCGCAGAACUCACUAAAUAGCGGUAAAGAGGAAGUGAAGACGAUCUAA
This is a messenger RNA of Angiostrongylus costaricensis, 1581 nucleotides long. The record is from the annotation of a GenBank genome assembly. Lineage: Eukaryota; Metazoa; Nematoda; Chromadorea; Rhabditida; Metastrongylidae.